CAGGAGGGGGUGGGAGGGGGAGCGGCGCGAGAGUGAGUGAGUGGCUGAGUUUACCCCUAUGAGGCAGUGAGAGGCCCGGGGCCUACCUCAAAGGAGCGGGGUCGCGGCGCCAGCUAGCAGCGGGCCCCCUCCUAGUCCCCGGGCCCGGCGGCGGCGGCGACGACUCGGUUGUGAGGAGGCGGGGAAGCGGGUGUCCGGCCCCAGUCAUGGAGGGCAUGGACGUGGACCUAGACCCCGAGCUGAUGCAGAAGUUCAGUUGCCUGGGCACCACCGACAAGGACGUGCUCAUCUCCGAGUUCCAGCGGUUGCUCGGCUUCCAGCUAAACCCGGCCGGCUGCGCCUUCUUCCUGGACAUGACCAACUGGAACCUACAAGCAGCAAUUGGCGCCUAUUAUGACUUUGAGAGCCCAAACAUCAGUGUGCCCUCCAUGUCCUUUGUUGAAGAUGUCACUAUAGGAGAAGGGGAGUCAAUACCUCCUGAUACUCAGUUUAUAAAGACGUGGCGGAUCCAGAAUUCUGGGGCAGAGGCCUGGCCUCCAGGGGUUUGUCUUAAAUAUGUCGGGGGAGACCAAUUUGGACAUGUGAACAUGGUGAUGGUGAGAUCGCUAGAGCCCCAAGAGAUUGCAGAUGUCAGCGUCCAGAUGUGCAGCCCCAGCAGAGCAGGAAUGUAUCAGGGACAAUGGCGGAUGUGCACUGCUACGGGACUCUACUAUGGAGAUGUCAUCUGGGUGAUUCUCAGUGUGGAGGUGGGUGGACUGUUAGGAGUAACGCAGCAGCUGUCAUCUUUUGAAACGGAGUUCAACACACAGCCACAUCGCAAGGUAGAAGGAAACUUCAACCCGUUUGCCUCUCCCCAAAAGAACCGACAAUCAGAUGAAAACAACUUAAAAGACCCUGGGGGUUCCGGGUUCGACUCGAUCAGCAAAAACACAUGGGCACCUGCUCCUGACCAAACUGAGCAAGAUGAGAAUAGACUCUCUCAGAACUCUGUAAAUCUGUCCCCCAGCAGUCACGCAAACAACUUAUCAGUAGUGACUUACAGUAAGGGCACUUUCUUGUCCCCAAGUACAUGUGGGGAUGCUCUGAGAAAUGGAGCCUUCGAAAACCCACUUCCUUGCAAGGGGCUCCAUGGGCCUUACCCCUUCGGCCAGUCUUAAACGGGUGUCAGCAAGAAGAAAAAUAAGACAGAAGGCUUGACUUUUUUGGGGGGCGGGCAAGGGGUUCCUCUGGAUGGCAGACCGCGUCACAUGGACCUCUGGCUCUGACCCCCAAUCCUGGAAGAAGAGGAAGAAGCAGAACAGACUAGUUUUGAGUAAACUCAGUAUGCAUGUGUGAAUGCUGAAUCGCAGGAGUGGUGUUGAGCUACCAAGAAGAAAUCCAUGCAGCUGCCUUGGUUUUGUUUAGUAGGCAUCAGUCUAACAAAUCAUUAGGUCACUCGGGAAGGGAAAAAAAGUUUAAAUGGGGGAAAAAAGCCAUCUUUUUCAACAAAAAUUAUUUUGCCUACAGACAGGUUGUAGUUUUGAGCACAUGUUAAUUUUUUCCCUCUUUCCCCACUUUUAUUUUUUUGGAUAAGGGAUAACAUACUCUAUAGAAUAGCUGCUUGCUCUGGAAGCGAUUCAGGUUAAAAGCUGGUGUGGCAUGUUUGGGGACUCUCUGGGUCAGUGCUACAGGAAGACAUCUGCCAUGCCACAUGACUCGAGAAGUCUCUGACCCCAUCUGUUUUUAAUGGCAUCAACCAAUCAAUUAUCGCCCUUUUCCUCUUCUUUUCUCUUUAAUCUUCUGUUGAUUUACACCUUUGACAUUUGUAUUUGUCAACCCUGUGGCUUGUUACCAUCAGAAACUCUCUGAAAACCAAACUUCCCUGUGUGGCCAGCCUUGAGGAAGCCUUGAGGACGGAUCUCAGAUGGUGUGGGAGUUUCUGAGGCAGAGAGGUGUCCUGCACACACUUGUAACAAUUCAAAUUGCUCUUCUUCCAUGUUUCUCUUGGUGGAGAGAGAUGCCAUUAUGCUUACUGCUCUUUUGGAUUCUUUGUCCACAGGGUUUUUCCAUUUGCUCUGGGAAUAGUACCUCCAUGCUACGUAUAUGGAUGUGCCACAGGCACACACACAUGGGUGUUGGUGCAGCUCAUCAGUGAGUGUGAAGGUGUCCCAUGCUUCUCUUUUGGCUCACAACUCCCUUCCCUGUGUUUCUGUCCGGUUGUCCCAUUGUGAUGUUUUCACAGCCAGUUAGUGGAGGCUGAGCUGUUAAGGUAUGAAAAUACAACCCCAAAUGGGGAAUUUGCCAUGGGGAAAGGCCAUAAUUACUGACAACAUGAUCUUGGAGACCACAUUUUAAUGGAAACCAGAGGACCCCCACCCUGAGUAGGAUACUUGGUUUUUGGGAGGUGGUGGGCAAGG
Manis pentadactyla (Chinese pangolin) is the source of this 2396-nucleotide messenger RNA. It is a transcript of the gene ILRUN, whose product is annotated as inflammation and lipid regulator with UBA-like and NBR1-like domains. Gene Ontology annotation, molecular function: ubiquitin binding. The record is from RefSeq and is a predicted model, not a curated record. Lineage: Eukaryota; Metazoa; Chordata; Mammalia; Pholidota; Manidae. Gene Ontology annotation, biological process: macroautophagy. Gene Ontology annotation, cellular component: phagophore assembly site. The transcript is spliced from 6 exons. The coding region runs from base 207 to 1157 and encodes 316 amino acids.